AUGAUGAUUUGUUUCUUGCAUAAGUUUUUUUUUUAAAACCAGUUUACAAAAAAAAUAUUAUCUUAUAAUAUCUAACAAUAUACCGAAUAACAAUAUAUUUACACAAGCGCUUAGCUUAGAAGGAAAGCAAAUUUCAGUAAUUCGCUAGAAUGUCUAUAUAAAAGACUUUUAGAAGAAGGGGGCCUGUGAGGUCUGUAUUUGAAAUGUCGUAAAGAGUUAAAUCUGUAUGCAAUAUUCUUAUUUUGUCAAGUGCUCCCCAACUGUCAGUUACGUUUGGCGCUGUAUUUAUUAUAUCAUUGUAUUAAUUGAAACUCACAGCAUUACCAGUGAAUGGACAACUUACCAAUGCUAUUGCACUUCUGUCAAAAUUAAGUGUAGGGUGUGGCUGGCAAGCUAUGAUAGUUUAUACCACUGAAAUAUACCCUACUGUUGUCAGAACGAUUGCUUACGGCGUUCAUAGCACAGCCGCUCGAGUCGGUGGCAUGGUUGCACCACAAAUUGUUUUCUUGGACGACGAGAUACCAGGGAUUCUAUAUUUUCUCAGUGGUGUGCUGAUGAUGAUCUCAGCUGUCAUUAUGAUGUUGUACAGGGAAACUAAAGAUGCUGUGCUAGAAGAUAUGUUAGAUGUAGAUAUUAAAGUAGACGGCAGAGAAAAAAUGGUUGACAAUUUUGAAACAUCGACUCAUUUGUAAUGAGACAUUCCAAGUGGUUUCAAAAGCACUGGUUAAUUUUUUAAACAAAAACGCCUGCUGUGAAUAUUUUAUUUUUUAUUACCAAAACAGACAUUUACACACGUAUGUGUUUAUACAUGAAAGACUGUAAUAACAAAGAGCCCAUUCUAGAUACUCAGGAAACAUUUUGCAGAGAACCAACAGUGCAUAUCAAGAUCUUCGAAUUGCCUU
This is a messenger RNA of Mercenaria mercenaria, 902 nucleotides long. Its product is annotated as organic cation/carnitine transporter 2-like. Gene Ontology annotation, molecular function: transmembrane transporter activity. Bases 396 to 692 code for a protein of 98 amino acids. The record is from RefSeq and is a predicted model, not a curated record. The transcript is spliced from 3 exons. Lineage: Eukaryota; Metazoa; Mollusca; Bivalvia; Venerida; Veneridae.